CCUACCAAAAAUCACAGCCCCUUGGAGCCGGGGCUCUCAUUCACAGCUUUCUAGAGAAAUCUGAGCCCGAACCUGCCAGAAUAGGGGAUCUCACCCACUCAGCUCAGCACCGAGGACACCUGCAGAAACACAUUACCAAAGCAAGGCUGGGCGGCCGUGUGAAGUAAGCAAUGGCCUUGGUUCGGCUUCUCUUCUGGCUAGCCACCACCACAUAGAAUCUGAAUGUCCAACCAUUUUCCAGGAACAGAAAGAAGAGCCUCUGCUUGUCUGUUUCAGUGGCAGCUUGGUGGUAAAAAGACUAUUGAAUGGGCCACGAUUUCAGCCGACCAUCACGUGAAUGGGACCAGUCUCUUUUCUUCCCAAACAUCAGAAAUUAAGCACUUCGAAAGGAGAUUCAGCCAAGAUGACCCAUUUACAGGCUGGACUCAGCCCAGAGACUAUAGAGAAAGCACGCCUGGAACUGAAUGAAAACCCAGACGUUUUACACCAGGAUAUCCAGCAAGUCAGAGACAUGAUCAUCACCAGGCCUGACAUCGGAUUCUUACGCACAGAUGAUGCCUUCAUCCUGAGGUUUCUCCGAGCCAGGAAGUUUCACCAAGCAGAUGCCUUCAGACUCCUGGCCCAGUACUUCCAGUACCGCCAGCUAAACCUGGACAUGUUCAAAAACUUCAAGGCCGAUGAUCCUGGCAUUAAGAGGGCUCUCAUUGAUGGGUUCCCUGGAGUGUUGGAAAACCGUGAUCACUACGGCAGGAAGAUUCUUCUGCUGUUCGCAGCCAAUUGGGAUCAGAGUAGGAACUCCUUCACAGACAUUCUCCGGGCCAUCCUGCUGUCACUGGAAGUCCUUAUUGAAGAUCCGGAGCUUCAGAUAAAUGGUUUCAUUUUAAUUAUAGACUGGAGUAAUUUCUCCUUCAAGCAAGCCUCCAAACUGACACCUUCAAUCCUCAAACUAGCCAUUGAAGGGUUGCAGGACAGCUUUCCUGCCCGCUUUGGAGGAGUCCAUUUUGUCAACCAGCCCUGGUACAUUCAUGCCCUGUACACGCUCAUCAAGCCAUUCCUUAAAGACAAGACCAGGAAACGGAUUUUCCUGCAUGGAAACAACUUAAACAGCCUCCACCAGCUAAUACAUCCUGAAUUUUUGCCAUCUGAAUUUGGAGGCACUCUUCCUCCUUAUGACAUGGGAACAUGGGCCCGGACGUUGCUCGGUCCUGACUACAGCGACGAAAAUGACUACACUCACACUUCCUAUAAUGCAAUGCACGUGAAACACACAUCCUCCAAUCUGGAGAGAGAGUGCUCACCCAAGCCAAUGAAGAGAUCUCAGUCUGUGGUAGAAGCUGGGACUCUGAAACAUGAGGAGAAGGGAGAGAAUGAGAACACCCAGCCACUCCUGGCUCUGGACUGAACCCCGAGCCACCCCGUGCUCCCGACGUCACCACCUCUCAGUGGUAUCAGCCACCAGGAAGCGUUCGGCUCGACACAAGGGCCUCCUCUCCUGCCACCCAGUAAUGACUGUCACCAGCCAUUGGUCUGAGCAGCUAAAGUUGAACAAAGACUUGAGAGAUGCAUUUUUGUUUUUCAAUGAGGGAAUUGGAGGAUGAAGCAAGGUAGUCAUGGAAACAAGACUCCCCCACCCCAUAUUUAUGUAUUAAAUGAGUUGAAAAGAGAAAAACUAAAUCUGAGGCACACACCUCAUUAGGACAAAGAUUUCUCUGAGGCUUUGAAGAGAUGCUCUCCAGUUUUUGCAGUUUAAAAUUAAGUGCAUUUCCGAGUAGAUCCAUAAGAAUUUAAACUGUGCAGACACAAUUUUCAAGUUUAAUGUAGUGCAAAGCCCCAAGACAAUAGUAUCUCUGGUAAUCUUCAUUCCUACAUUGAGUUAUUUUCUUUGACCUCAUCACCAGCACCCAGUCUCAAAUUGUUCAGCCUAAGAGCAUGCUCUUGUAGGUCUGGCUAUUUGCAGAGUUUGUUUGUUUUGAUAUCCUGCAAAAAUGAUUUUAAUGUCACAUCUUUGAUGAGGCCACCAGCUGAUUAUCAUGAGCUAAUUUGAAACAAAGACACACAAAUUGAAAUAUGACUAUUUCAUCUUAGCGAUGUGGCUUCCCACAAGGAAUGUAUGUCUCCAGAGGGUAGGGGGUUAUGUUGAAACUACAUGUCAGUGGUUAAUGAAUCUUUUCAAGUUGCCUCACUUAGGUCACUACGGCAAGAAAAGUGCUACAAAAGCAUUACACACCCACUACGUCCCCCCACCUCCCUCCUGCAAUCAGUUAAAGGUGCAAAGGAUGGACCUGGCUGUUGUUAAGGGGGUAGGUAUCAAACUUGGAGGAAGAUAUUUAAGGAUGGCUAAAUAUACAAGAACUGAAAAUAAGAGAAGACGUGGAAUGCAGGAUGAAAUGCCAAAGAUCAUUUUAUUUCUUUAUUUUCCUUAGAAAUGGAGUCCCCAGCUAUCCAUUCAAAGGAAACUAGAUAAAAAUAAACAGAUAUCAUAGCAUAUGAUAUCCUUACCUGUGCCAUGUUUCCCCAAACCAGUUGUAUGUUUUUAGCUCUAUCUCUUAUUCUCCCAGCUAUUCGCAUGACAUGGGCCUUCAUUACUAUGACCAGUUGGUGCUCAGUGUCAAAGAAAAAAUACUUAAUAGUUGAUAAUGAGCAGUAAAACAUGAUUUUACACUUUAAGUAUUUGGGAGGGUCAAUUUGUUGGCUAAAAAAUUUCAAAGGUAAGAGGUGAUUCAACUGGCCAUAAUCAUCCUCAGUGGAUAUUAUUACUAAUUUUAAUAAUUUAUCAUAUCUCUUUCUCAAUAGAUCUAGUGUUUUAAUUUUUUUCUACUGGUAGAAAAUGAUAACAGAAGUGAUUUUUGUAUUCCACUCUUGAAAUACAAUUGAGAUAGAAUUUAAAAUAUUUCCCAAUCAAUUGCAUCAGAGUAUAAAUAAAACCAAUUCAUUUUGUGUAGACACUUCAAAUAACAAGAUACUAAUACUGAAAUAAUUCUACCAAUGCAGUGACUUUUCUUAUAUACCACAACAUAGGGAGGAAUGAUGAAGAAUUAAAGCAAAUUAGAAAACCCAUUUUAUUACUUGAGUUUAUGAAACAGUUGUGGGAUCCAAGUGUUUAAAAUGCUACUGGAGUCAAUUAUUGCCGAACAUUUUGCAACAGUAAUAAUAAUUCUGGCUUUCCAAUUGGCGAUAUUCAGAAUCCUACUGUAGUGACCUGAUUUUAAAUACCAUAUUAUAAUUAUCAAGUUAAGAAAUUGUUUUUAACUCUAUUCCAUGAUUUCAUUAAAUGAAUGUAAGAUGAUGGUUCAACAGUGACAACUGCUACUUUGAAUUUCUUUAUGUGUAUGCAAUAUACAUACAAGAACCAAAUUCAGUAAGUGACAUGAAUGUUGCCGCGCGAGCACUAGAUUGCAUUGUCCUUUGUCAGUCCUUUCUUCUGUUCAAUAAAUACUGAAGGACACAAAUCCCUUUUUAGUUUU
Molecule: messenger RNA, 3464 nt
Organism: Capra hircus (goat)
Lineage: Eukaryota; Metazoa; Chordata; Mammalia; Artiodactyla; Bovidae
Gene: CLVS1
Product: clavesin 1
Exons: 6
Coding region: 338-1402 (354 amino acids)
Cellular component (GO): membrane
Molecular function (GO): phosphatidylinositol bisphosphate binding
Source: RefSeq, a predicted model, not a curated record